CCGGCUGCAGUGCAUUGUGGGGCGGCGCGGCGUCAGACGCCAUGAUUCUUUUUAGCUGGAGCAGAAAAUGGAUGCUUCAUGCUAACUAGUUACUUGAACGAGUAUCUUGGGACCCAUUCAGUGUAGCAUUGACUGACCCUCACAGAUACUGAACUAAGCGGGUCCACAUCUCUACACAUGUUUGACCCCUCUGAUUACACGCGGAAUCGUAGAGCAACUACAUGACGAAACUCUCGCUGUUGAAGUCAAACUGAGUUAGCAAGCUGGCAUGCUAACCGGGUUGCCAACAUUGAGCUAGCUAGCCUGAGAGGCUAACACGAGAAUGAUCGCUGGCUGGACAUACAAGUGAACGCACUGCCUCUUGCUCAGUGAACUUACAGAGGUAUAAAUCGGACCAAAGGCUACACCACAAGGUAUGGCCUGGCUUUGAUUUGGACGGUGCAGGUGAUGGCAGCAGGGACUGGUACUGGCGACAUGCCCUCUUUUGAUCCGAGUCCUACUUCUGAAGCAAAAAAGAGACCUAUUUCUUCUGAUGGAAGAGACGAGCCCAUGAGGAAAAUGCCUGUUUCGAAAUUUGGCUCCAGACCUCGAUUUGAGCCUGUACACUUUGUCAGCAGUGGAAGUAGUGGGGGUACCGGAGCUGACGAGAAGGAGAAUGACAAAGAGGGCAGGAGGAGUGAGGGGUACGGAACGAGACAGUGGGACUCUGACUCCUACAGUGGCACAGGCAGAGCCCAGGGCUCCUCCUCCUUGAGGCCUGCUUUUGACAGAGUGCCAUCUUACAGCUCAGACUCUUGGAGUUCCCACAGGGACAGGGAUCGAGACAGAGACCGAGAGAUAUUUGCAGGUGAUACAGGUGGGUUGGGUUAUGGAGGACACGGAUCAGGUUCAAACUUCAUGUCAAAAACACAGCAGGACUACAUAGUCAAGUAUGAAGCCCACAGCUCUCGGAAUGCGGAUGCUUACACUCAGACCCACAGAUACAAUGGCUACGGGGGAGGGAGCAGAUCAGGAGGCUGGGAUUCAGGGCGGCAGGGUUUGGGGUACGGUCAUCAGGACCGGCCCCCAUCGAGCAGACCGUUCUGCAGAGUCUACAACAGUCCGGGCAGGAGCAGUCCCACCACUUCUCAGUUGGGCUCUACAUCACAACCUGUUCCCAUAUCUCAAUCAAUAAUGGACGAGAAGCAACGGCUGAUUGCUAGUGUAGCGUCUGCAUUAGUUGUUGCUUUUAGGGACCCUAUGUUCAUCACUGGGAGUGACAUGCCGAACUAUAAUUUCAUGCUGAGCCGCAGCAUUCAGGCUUGCAAGACUAAUCCUGAGUAUAUUUAUGUCAAUUUAAAAGACAUUCCUCUUGCUGACCUGCCGAAGAACAGGAAAGUGCCAACAGACGGUUAUGCCUGUGAACUGAGAUGUCAGGGAGUUUAUCUUGCUACGGGAUACUCUGGGAGUAAAAACGGGGCGAGGGACCGGGCCUCUGAGCAGGCCGUAAAACUCUUUCUGAAACAGGUUGAGGUUCGUGUGGUGCAGCGCAGAUACAGACACUCUAUGGUGAAUGACAUUGUCGUGUGCCAGAUGCACAGCCCGACGCCAGGCUUUUUACCCGCCCUCCGCAACCCAGAGGAUAAACCGACACCCAGCUCGAAGGGCCAAUAUGAGCCUGACAGAAGGAAGCACUGGACCGAGUUUGUGGUCAUGGACAAUGCUCACGACGCCAUCUGCAUACUCAACAAUUCUGCAGCUUUUAAUCGCAUGAAGAUUGACUAUAAAUUCGACCCCCUCCCCAACAGCAGCUUUUGGCUGUGCAGUGUUUACCUGCAGGAUGAGCUGGUGGCACAGGCAAACGGCUCGAAAAAGAACUCGAAGCACGCAGCAGCUGAAGAGGCAGUCAAGAAACUUCGCAUGAAUCAGGCGCAACGACAACAAUCCCACAGAGGAAAUCAAAUCGAUUCUGGUCGCUUUGGGCAACACAGUGUGAAAAAGAAGCAUCUGAGUGAGCUGGUGAUUCUGGAAAACUCUGACAAUGCAAUCUGUAUUAUUAACGACACAGCUCAGUUCAACAAAGUGACUGCUGACUACAAGUUCACGGUUUUACCUGAUCACCGCUGGAGGUGUGAAGUUUACUUGGAGGCACAGUUUGUGGCAGCAGGAAUCGGGCCGAAGAAAUUAGUGAAGCACAUCGCAGCAAAAGAAGCUUUAGCCACUUUGAGGCAGACGCAAGCAGUGGUCAAAUCCAACCUGAGAAAGGAGGGCCACAAUGACGCCAUUUCCCGCUCUCAGAUCCUGGCUCGGUCUGGUGAGGAAGAGAGGCAGGAGAUAAAGGAAGACAACAUCGGAAACCAGCUGCUUCGCAAGAUGGGCUGGAAAGGAGGCGGUCUGGGCCGUGACGGGGAAGGAAUCGCCGAACCAAUCAGAGUAAAGGAGCAGUUCUCCAGAGAGGGGUUGGGAAUGGACACAGACAAAACCGGAAACCAGCUCAGCAAACGAGAUAUCGAGGACAUCAUUCGAAACUACGCCAGCUCGGACCGACAGGACGAUCUCCGCUUCUCCACCGACCUCACCAACGACGAGCGAAAGCAGAUCCACCAGAUAUCUCAGAAGUAUGGCCUGCGAAGCAAAUCAUACGGACAGGGUCGACAACGGUUCCUUAUUGUCAGUCGCAAAGUACACAAAGACCAGCUCAUUGGUCAGCUAUUACAGGAAGGACAGGUGGGGCGAUACGAGCUUGUGAAACCUCAGGCCUCUCACUAGUUUGCAUGAAACGCAAAAUAAAAAAAGAUCAUCAACUUGGACUUCAGAGUAAAGUACACCCAAGUGUUACUGCUUUAUUUGUGUGUGACAUAUGUAACAGAUUAAUUACAAGAUCCUUCAGUUGUCACCUGUGGUUUCUGCAUUCCUUUGCCAUGAAAUGAUCUGAAGCUUUGGCAGGGGCUGUUGGAGGAGUUGUCUUUUUUUUUUGUCUCCUCUCAUUCCAUGUCCUUCAUCUGUUUCACUUCUGCACAAGCUUGCAAUCAGUGCUUUUUAUCAUUUCCUGAUGAUCCUCCAAUAAUUUAAAGAUUCAAAAAAACUUCAGUAGGUUUUUGGCACCAAAAUCCACCUCGUUGUGGCCGUUAGGAACCUGGCAGAUUAUGCAGCUUUUUACUGCUUGUUUGUGAACAUUGUAGACAGUUGAUUCUUUAAGACAAGGAUUAGAGGCAUUAUCGUCAAACUGUAGCUAGAUGUACCAGUCUCACUGUAGUCUCUAUUCAGCAAUACCUGCUAUGUUGUUAACACCUGGAGAUCAUCGUACAAGCUGCAUCCAUGAUAGGAAAAUCAAAGCUGUGAUCUUUGUUUAAUGUCAGAUGUGCUGAUUAAUGUGAGUAAAGUUAACUUGUCUGCUUGUUUUCACAGAUGUAAAUACUGAAUAAAUUAAAACAAAUAACCAUCAACAGCCUGAA
Messenger RNA from Notolabrus celidotus (New Zealand spotty), 3434 nucleotides. It is a transcript of the gene nkrf, whose product is annotated as NFKB repressing factor. The record is from RefSeq and is a predicted model, not a curated record. NCBI's taxonomy places the organism in Eukaryota, Metazoa, Chordata, Actinopteri, Labriformes, Labridae. The transcript is spliced from 3 exons. Gene Ontology annotation, cellular component: nucleoplasm; nucleolus. Gene Ontology annotation, molecular function: nucleic acid binding. Bases 448 to 2748 code for a protein of 766 amino acids.